Stegastes partitus (bicolor damselfish) is the source of this 2065-nucleotide messenger RNA. It is a transcript of the gene ccdc134, whose product is annotated as coiled-coil domain containing 134. Lineage: Eukaryota; Metazoa; Chordata; Actinopteri; Pomacentridae. The transcript is spliced from 7 exons. Bases 349 to 1038 code for a protein of 229 amino acids. The record is from RefSeq and is a predicted model, not a curated record.
CCGUGUUUCAGCGCCACCGCUCGCUGUCAUUCGUCCAAAGACGAGCCAGCCGGUGCGAUCGUGGCGCUGGCGGAGUGGAGCAGCGAGAGCCGCAUGUAAAUGAACACCUCCACCUCUGCCGUGGUCACCUGAGGAUCUGAGCGCGGAGGCAAAUCCGCCGUCCCGUCCGCCUUCGACCCAGAGGAGGAGAGCCGACCUUUUGCCGUUGAGAUUAGAAGAAAGAAAGAAAGAGAAAAAAAAAGAGGUUAAACUGCACUAGUUUGGAGUCGAUCGCUGUCCUCUAGCCGCUGCCUGGUGGCGUUUCUCGUUACAACACGGAGAGCGCCUCUCUGCCACCCCCUGCUGACCAUGCGCAGUGUGAGCGCCGUGCUGCUGGCGCUCGCCGCCGCCACCCUCGGCUCGGCCGACUCGGACGCGCACAGACCGAGACACGACUCCAACCUGGAGAUCUACAAGCGGCUGUUCGAGACCAAGAGGAAAGAUCAGCUGAACGCGCUCAAGAACCUGGUGGAGCUGAAUGACAUCAACCAGCAGUACAAGAUCAUAGACAUCAUGCUCAAAGGGCUCUUCAAGGUGUUGGAGGACUCGAGACAGAUCCUGGUGGCGGCCAACAUGCAGCCCGACGACCCCUUCCCCAUGGACGACAAGAUCAAAGAAGCUUACUCCCAUGUGGUGGAGAACACGGCGUUUUUCGGCGACGUGGCGCUGCGUUUCCCCCGGAUCGUCCACCACUACUACGACCGCAACGCCGACUGGGGCGGCCUGCUGCGCUGGGGCCUGAACUUCUGCAACCAGACGGGAGUUUUCACGGGAGGAGCUCACCAACACGUCCUCACGCUGAUGUCACAGGAGCUGGGAAUAACGGAGAAAUCCCCAGACUUCAUAAACCCGUACCGCACAGAGAGAGAUGACGUGCUUCACACCGCUGAGGCCUUCCAGAAGAUCCUGAGGGAGGAGGAGAAGAGGAGGAGGAAGGAAGAGAAGAGGAAAGAGAUCCGAAAAGGCCCUCGCAUCUCCCGCUCUCGCACCGAGCUAUAGCGCUACACCUCCGUGCUUGUGAAGAAGACGAGGAGGAGCAGAAGAAGAAGAAGAAGAAGAAGGAGCAUACACACAAUCCACAGGGGGUGGCUUGACUCGUAGACUCUGACGGCGGCGACGACGAAAAGCUGCCGUCGCUUGUACAAAAAGUCAGGUGCUCUGUUGAGAAACCCUCAAUGUGACGGAGAAGUGGAGGAGCGGGUGAUGAAGAUGAAGGCCGGAGUCGCUGUAAGAUCUGCAGCGAUUCAUUCAUAAUUGGAAAAUCUAACGUUAUGUAACAGGUAAACGACGUCUCUGGAAAAACCAAUUAAGGGAGGCUCGUUUUUGGGUUGUUUUUUUUUUUUGAUAACUUGAGGAUUAUGUAACUGAACUUUGGAAUAUAAAUAAUUUUAGUAUAAUCUGUUUUCUUGGAAACGUGGCGACGCCCCCGCUGUAUUGUGUCUGGUCUGGAUUUAACGUGUCUAAAAACCCAUUCGCUUCGAAUAAUUGUGGUUGCCAAAUAUGAAUUUGACCUCAUUAAGUGUGUUUAUGGUUAAGAUGGAAAACGUUUAAUUAUUCUAUUUUCUUGAGCUGAGAUGUUUUUAGGUGACCUUCUGAGGGGAUGUUGGGCAGAUUGCUGCUUAAGGACUCAUUUUGUUUGGGGUUAAUUGUAUUUAUUUGCAUUUUUAUGUGUUUUUGACGCCAUCUGAGGGAAUCAUUCCUUCAUUUUCCUUUUUUUUUUGUUGAUCUUUUCCAAACCAUUCUACAUAUUUUUUACCCUGUUGUUGUUUUUGCAUAAAUGACUCUUAAUUAGACGUUUUAUUCUGUCAGAGUUACAGGAUGUGACCCUUCAUUUUGCAGCCUGGUGUCCUUUUUUAUUUUCUUUAUAUCUUUGUUCAGAUCUACGGGACUGAGGUUGAUGUAGUUUUGAAUCGUAUCAUGACUGUUAUAAAACUAUGUGUAUAUUCAGAGGAAGAAUAUCUUUGCUGCAGAAUGAACAAGCCAUUUUGUUAACAAAUUUAAUGAAAUAAAGUGACUCUGAUCUGUA